ACAGCUUAGAAUGAUUCAUUAAAUCUUGUUAUCAGCAUGUUAAACAUUACCGGACAUCACAUACAAAAGACUGCGUGCGGGUUUAGGCAUCAAUUUCCAGCAGAGUCUGCCUCAGUACAUCUGGUCUGCCCUUCUGCUGCACAGACAUGGCUUUUGGGGACCUCUUGGAGAUGGUUGGAGACCUGGGGAAGUUCCAAGCCAUCCACAUUGCCCUACUGUCAUUUCCGGCCAUGUUCACAGCCUGUCACAAUCUGCUCCAGAACUUCGUGGCUGCUGUUCCCGACCACCGGUGCAGGGUGCAGCUGGGAGAUGAGGGCUUGAGGUACCUCAACGUGACGGAGGAGCCACUGAGGGAGGAGUUUCUCCGGGUGUUCCUGCCCCUGGACGAGGAAGGGAGGCCGGACAAGUGCCGCAUGUACACCUCCCCACAGUGGCAUCUCCUGGGCACCAACGAGACACAGGGCAACGGGAGCCAACCUGACACACAGGCGUGCACCGAUGGGUGGGUGUACGACCGCUCCCAGUUCACGUCGACGAUCGUGACAGAGUGGGACCUCGUGUGUGAUCGGAAGUCUCUGAAGCGGAUGGUGCAGUCGAUCUACAUGGCCGGACUGCUGAUCGGAGCCUGUGUCCUGGGCAGACUGUCCGACAAGUUUGGCCGUCGGACCCUGCUGCAAUGGUCGUACUUGCUGCUCGCCGUGUCGGGGACGUGUGCAGCGUUCUCCUCCUCCUUCCCGCUCUUCUGCUUCUGGAGAUUUCUGUCGGGGGUCAGUUUGUCAGGCGUCAUCAUGAACAGCGUAUCUCUCAAGGUUGAAUGGACACCGACCAGAUUUCGACCUCCUGUUGCCAUGUGUGGUUCCUUCUGUUACACGUUUGGUCAGGUCUUACUGCCCGGGAUCGCCUACGGCAUCAAAGAUUGGUGUUGGAUACAGCUCUCGGUCUCCGUCCCAUUCUUUGUCUUCUUCCUUUAUUCCUGGUGGCUCUCGGAGUCGGCCCGAUGGCUCAUCGUGAACGGCAAGGAACACGUUGCUCUGAAGCAGCUGAAGAGGGCGGCGAAGGUGAAUGGCCGGGAGGCAGAAGGGGAGAGGCUCACUGUUGAAAUUCUGAAGGCGAGUGUGGAGAAUGACCAGCUCACUGCCAAGAAGCAGAGUGUGUUGGAUCUGUUCCGGACACCAGUGAUGCGACGGAUCACCUGUUGUAUGAUGGUGGUUUGGUUUUCAACGAGCUUCGCCUAUUAUGGGCUGUCGAUCGACCUGCAAGGGUUCGGAGUCGACAUCUACCUCAUCCAGCUCAUCUUUGGAGCCGUUGAUUUUCCGGCAAAGAUCACGGCCUUCCUGACGCUGAGCCUGAUCGGGAGAAGAAUCACACAGGGCACCUCACUUAUCCUGGCCGGGUCCGUAGUGCUGGCAAUCGCCGUUCUUCCAAAAGAGCUGCAGACUGUCCGGACUUCGCUCGCUGCCUUUGGUAAGGGAUGUCUCUCAGCUGCCUUCACCUGCUGCUUCCUUUAUGCCAAUGAACUUUAUCCAACGGUGGUCCGGCAGACGGGAAUUGGGCUCAUAGGUACCAUGGCCCGGUUGGGCGCAAUGGUGGCGCCCAUUGUAAGAAUGACUGGCGAUUACAUCCCCUUUUUGCCAUCUCUGAUAUAUGGCGGAGCGACUGUAAUCACAGGAUUAACUGCCUUCUUGCUUCUGGAGACACGGAACAUGCCGUUACCGGAAACGAUCGACGAUGUAGAGAACAGCAAGAAGAGCUCUAAAAGGGUCAGCAAAUUACGGAAUGAAGAUGUCCCACUGCAGGACGCUCAAGCAUCGCUCAUGAAACAGACGGUUUAAGCACAUCCGAUGCCCUGUCCAGACCCGCCGCACCCUGUGGCCACUUGAAGACAGGUCGGCCAUGAUGGUAUUGACAGGACAGGCUGGAUGGACCGAAUGGACAGUUCCUCCUUCAGUUUCUGGUGUUGUGAUGUGGAUGUGCACAGUGACUCUCUCACAAAACAAUCAAUAAAGUGAACUGAAGCUCCAA
Hypanus sabinus (Atlantic stingray) is the source of this 2022-nucleotide messenger RNA. Its product is annotated as solute carrier family 22 member 6-A-like. Gene Ontology annotation, biological process: transmembrane transport. Gene Ontology annotation, molecular function: transmembrane transporter activity. Gene Ontology annotation, cellular component: membrane. The coding region runs from base 147 to 1832 and encodes 561 amino acids. The record is from RefSeq and is a predicted model, not a curated record. The transcript is spliced from 10 exons. NCBI's taxonomy places the organism in Eukaryota, Metazoa, Chordata, Chondrichthyes, Myliobatiformes, Dasyatidae.